Molecule: messenger RNA, 1293 nt
Organism: Ostrinia nubilalis (European corn borer)
Lineage: Eukaryota; Metazoa; Arthropoda; Insecta; Lepidoptera; Crambidae
Gene: serpin-8
Exons: 2
Coding region: 1-1293 (430 amino acids)
Molecular function (GO): serine-type endopeptidase inhibitor activity
Source: RefSeq, a predicted model, not a curated record
AUGGAGGUCCGGACCAUUUUAUUAAUAGCUGCUAUGUGUGGCCAAAGUCACCAAAUCACGGGCUUUGGCUUCCUGGACAAACUUACCGGGGCAGCCCAGGGUAUCGCUGGAGGUAUACUCCCAGGAUCUCAAGAUUCCUACUCCUGUAGCAGAGACGUCAGGAAAGAUUUCCAAACGGCCGCCUACGACUUCACUUUGCGAAUGUAUAACAGCGUUGGAUACUACAAUAAGGAUCAUUUCGUGAUAUCACCUCUAUCGAUGUGGCUGUCACUCGCAGCCGUGGCUGAAGGAGCUGAUGGAUUAUACCAACAGCAGUUGCUUACUGCUUUGAAUCUGCCAGAAGAGAGAUGCUUGCGAGAGAAGUACUACCAGAUUGCUCUGUCAAGAGAACAGCCCGGCAACGAUAUAAAGUUCAUGAGGAAACGCCUCAUGGUUCUGGACCAAGGUCUGAGGCUCAACACUACGUGGUCCCAAUACGUCGAAAGCAUGCAUCUUCUGGAUACAUCUCGUGCUCCAAUCAGAGGAAAUCUUCAGGCGGUCGCGAUGCAGUUGAGAGACUUUCUUGGUACAACAUCUUUUCCGAACCUCAACGGGAACUCCGCGUUGGUUGAUGCUUUGGACUAUGAAGGGCUGUGGACGACUGCGUUCCCCGAAGCGAGGAUAGAGAGAGAGCCUUUCUAUAAUGAAGAAGGACAGAAAAUCGGCAUGGUCGACUAUAUGAAGAUUAACACACAUGUAAAGUUGGCGCACUUGCCCGUAGUAGACGCGAAGGUAUUGGUGUUGCCUGUGGGACACAACGGGAGGUACAGGAUUAUGAUUGCCGUUGGUAUGACGAAGAGAGGUAUGAGGAGCAUGAUAGAAAAACUCAUGAGUUCAGUUAUUUCUGAGGUGCUGUCAGUCUUGCAAGAGAGUUUGGUGCCUCUGGAAGUUGCGAUACCGAGGUUCAACUUUAAUUUCGAGUAUGAAGCGAGCGGGAUGCUGGAUGAGAUUGGUGUGGGAAGCCUGUUUAAGAAUCCUGAGGCUACAUGGUUGAUAUCCUACCCACCAGCGCAGCCUAGCAGCUACUAUCAACGCGUAGCUGUCAAAUUUGACACACCCGGCGUCAACGCGUUACCCAGCCCCAGGAGUGCGCUUAUGGCUCUGAAUCCCAUAUCACUGGCGUCCGAUGUGGCCACGGGUCUCGCUUCAGCUGUGGGAAGGGACUUCAUAGCAAACAGACCCUUCAUGUAUGGUUUAUUCGAUACGGAUAGCAAUACCUGCCUGUUUGCUGGGGCCUACUCUCACCCUGAUUGA